Eremomyces bilateralis CBS 781.70 is the source of this 1125-nucleotide messenger RNA. RefSeq lists its product as uncharacterized. The record is from RefSeq and is a predicted model, not a curated record. Lineage: Eukaryota; Fungi; Ascomycota; Dothideomycetes; Eremomycetales; Eremomycetaceae. Bases 231 to 782 code for a protein of 183 amino acids. The transcript is spliced from 5 exons.
CUCACAGUCUCACAGAUGAUAACAUUGCGAAGCAACCAGCGCAAUACAAUCGUGCUGUGAGCAACUCAUAUCUUGGAGACUCGUUCUUCCAAACCGUUCUUUUCUCCACCAAGCAUUUGCCUAUACAGCACAGACCCCGCCACGCCCUCACACCCGGGCCGUACCUGCGAUAUCUAGAUUCCACCAUUUACCCGAACUGAGCAGUCCGAUUCUAGGCUGAUUCAGGCAAGAUGUUGAAGAUCUGGUCUAUGAAGCAGAAGCAGCAGCAGGCUGAGAACGCCGCUGCGGGCGGUUCGAAGAAGAAGAAGAUCACCGCCGCUCAACUUCGGGUCCAGAAAGACCUCUCGGAACUCGCCCUAGGCAGCACGAUGCGCACCGACUUCCCCGACCCGGACGACAUCCUAAACUUCAUCCUCACGAUCGAUCCGGACGAGGGCAUGUACGUCGGCGGGCGGUUCAGCUUCUCAUUCGCGAUCAACCAGAACUUCCCGCAUGAUCCGCCCAAGGUCAAGUGUCGCGAGAAGAUCUACCAUCCGAACAUCGAUCUGGAGGGGAAUGUGUGCUUGAACAUCCUGCGGGAGGAUUGGAAGCCGGUGUUGAACUUGAACGCGGUGAUCGUGGGUCUGCAGUUCCUCUUUCUUGAGCCCAACGCGGCUGAUCCCUUGAACAAAGACGCGGCGGAAGACCUGAAGACCAACCGAGAGUCGUUCAAGCGGAAUGUCAGGGCGUCGAUGGCCGGUGGUCAGGUCCGGAAGGAGAGAUUCGACAAGGUCACGAAGUGAUGAGGGGAGGACAUCAACAUCCCCAAAUACAGAAUUGUUUCGUGACGAGCUAUCAGCUCUAGACUUCAUUACCCAGGAGAACCUACCCACCAAUAUGGAGGCCGAGUGUUGGAAUGGCAUUGAAGCAGAGGAGGGUUGGACAACCGAAGGAAUGGCCGGAGAGAGGGCCCAGUGUUGUUCAUUUUGUUCUACGGGGCUGAGAACCAUCGUCUAAGCGACACAGCGUGUAUACAGCAGCCCCGAUUCCUCACAUAACGAUGUCUAUCAUAGCAAUAGACCACAAAUUAGUCACCACUCACAAGUAGAUAAUUUUCAUACAAAAUGAUCAUAGGCAGUUAGGCAC